This is a messenger RNA of Bursaphelenchus okinawaensis, 1755 nucleotides long. The record is from the annotation of a GenBank genome assembly. NCBI's taxonomy places the organism in Eukaryota, Metazoa, Nematoda, Chromadorea, Rhabditida, Aphelenchoididae.
AUGCUAUGCGCCGUAAAACGGCAUGUAAGAUUCGAUAGUUUAAUAAUUUAAGUGUAAGUGUUUUAGAGUUUAUUUCUAUAAAUUAUACAUAAUGACACUUGACCCAAUUGUAAAUUUAUUUUUUUUACAUAAACAGAUAAACUUGACCCAAUUUCUUGAAUAUUAUUUUACAUAAAAUUCACAGCUGUUUUUGGGGUUUUUGGUGAAUGUGCAUUUAUAUAUUCUUUUUUAUGUAAAUAAUGGUUGUUUUACAAUAUUUCCUACUUAGUUUAACUAUUUCUUUAACAAUUUCUGGGCCUUUGAUACCGAAUGAAGUAAGUUAACGUUGCAUUACACCAUGAGUAAUAGAACUAUGAGUGUAAGGCCAGAUUUUUUGUGUUGGAAACUCGAAUAGAUAUGACAGAUUUAAUUUAAAACGUAUUUUAGGGCAAUGAUUCAGUAAAAUCUAACAGACCAGAGCACCUGAAAGGUGUUCCAUUAGAAAGAGAUGGGGACUUGAACAAGGACAUUAGGAAAGAGAUGUUUCUGAAGGAAGGAGAAGACCACAACGAUAACAUGUCGACAAAAGACUUGAUUGAGAUUAUGUUUCGUUUGUAAGUUUCAUCUAUUGGCUUUAUUGAUGUUUUAGGUAUCAAAAGGUGUUUACUCGUCUGUUUCUUUUUGUCAGCUAUUAAAUCGUUGAUUUUUAAGUAACAAACGAAUUUGCCUUAUAGUCUUAUUUAUGUUUCAGAGCAGAUACAGACAAAGAUGGCCGCUUGAGCCAUGAUGAACUAUUCAAGAAGGUGAAGAAGAACAUCAGAUAUCACUUGGACGAAGGGAAAAGAGAAGCAAACAAGUUGUUCCAACAGGUUGAUAAGAAUGCUGACGGGAUCAUUCAAUGGGACGAGUACAAGGACCAUUUCAUGGUGAAACAAAACAUUGCAUCGAAAGAUCAUGUUGAAGAUCAUAAGGAUCACGACAAUCAUCUGGAUUCUGAUUGUAAGUGCACCUAUAACGCAUAAGUGAUUCCCAAGGAUAAAAUACGGAAUUAAUGGUUACUUAAUUAUUUUAUAUUUCUUAAAGUAUGAUUUAUGGUUAAAAAGAUUGAGUAUAAUAAUAUUAGCGUGUAUAAAAAUGUAAAACAUUAUUUUAAUAUUGUUUUACAAAUAAUAAGUAAAGUUGUUUCAGCUAGAUUUGUGUUGGAUCAAGAAAAGUAUUCGUUUAAUCAAGCUGAUGCCAAUCAAGAUGGGUUAGAUGAGAUUGAAUGGUUGUCGUAUCAGCAUCCUGAAAACUCAAAGUUGCAAUUGAAUGAACUUGCUCAAAAUAUUCUCAAUUCCUUGGGUAUGUUUCAUAUUGUCUAUGACUUUUUAUAAAAUUUUAUUAUAUAACAUGACGAAAUUUUAUUCCCUUUGACUCCUAAUAAUCUUUACAGACAGUGACAAGAACGGCUACCUGACAAUCGAAGAGUUUGCUCAAGUUCCUCCAGGUGCUGUAGAAGGUGAAAACACUGACGGUGACUACAAAACCGAACGACGAAAGGAAUUCCAAGACGUCAUUGAUCAGGACAAAGACGGUAAAGUGAUGAAGUUCGAACUGGUCGAGUACCUAAACCCAUUGAGUGAUGCUAGGCUGUCAGAGGAAGUGAAGGACAUCUUUGUUACGGCUGACCACAACGACGACAAAUACCUCACGCUACAAGAAUUGCUGGAUAAUUCUGACGCUCUUGCAUUGAGCAGUUUCAUUAGGCCCAAAAUGAGAUUGCACGAUGAUUUGUAA